GAAUCGCCGGGGCCGAAAACCUACUUAGCUAUGGAUUCAACUGCGCACUUUACGCGCGUCCAUCUCCGUCGCACAACCUCACCUCACAAGUUACAGCAUCCCAAAGUAAAGCUACACCCCGGGUUCACGAAUGCGCAUCCUCCCACGACCGUCACUUCUACCUCUCUUCUUUGCCCGCCCCCGGACACUGCGAUUCAUAGCAACUACAACUUUCCACGCUCCUCCGCCUCCUCCGCCAACGCCCCCGCUCACGAGGAGACCCCCGGCAACACUAGGAAUCAUGCCCGGCGGCGGCAACUCCCCGGUCACGGCGACGUCCAACAAGUCGUUCUACAUGCGUGAGCUGCCGAAGGAUAAGCUGGUGGGGUAUGACACGCCGGAGGGGAAGGAGCUGUUUAAAGAUGCUCUGUUGGGCGGAGGGCUGGAAUCGUUCUUUCCGCUUUCGCAGCAGUUUUUGACGCAAAACGAGCCAGCUUUCUGUGGCCUGGGAACCCUCUGCAUGAUUCUCAACGCACUCAAGAUCGACCCGGCAGCGACGUGGCGUAAGCCGUGGCGUUGGUUCACACAGGAAAUGCUGGACUGCUGCCGCCCGCUGGAAUGGGUGAAGCAGAACGGCAUCACCCUGGCGGAAUUUACCUGUCUUGCUAAGUGCAACGGGCUCGACGCCACCACGCGCUAUGCGAACCAGACAACGUUUGAGGAGUUUGAGCAGGCGGUCAAGGAUUGUACGCAGAGCACGGAUCAGCUGUUGGCAGUCUCGUAUUCCAGGGCGUCGUUGGGACAGACGGGGAGUGGACAUUUCUCGCCGGCGGCGGGGUAUACGCCCAUGAACGGUGGGAUGGUUCUGAUCUUGGAUGUGGCGAGGUUUAAAUAUCCAUCAUAUUGGGUCCCCAUCCGUGCCCUUUUCGAAGCUCUCGUUCCACCGGACAGCUCCACCGGCCAGCCACGCGGCUACUCCAUCCUCCGGCGGCCAUCCAAAGCGCAGCCCACACCAGCCCUCUUAACCCUUAACGCCACCACACCAAUCUGGCCAACCCUGUACGAACCGCUCGCCUUCGCUGCCUCCAAACGCUCCUCCUACUCCUCGCUCAUCAGCGAGCUCGCGCGAAUCCUGGCGAGUCCCAGCGGCCUUCCCACCGUAACCUCACGCUUCACUACGACCAAUGGCACCUCGGCGCUCACGCGUUCGCCCAGCUUCGACGUCACACUAGGCGCGCAAGCGCACAGCGACUACCGGCGGGGCGUAGCGCGGCUUCACCGAUACUUCGCCGAGAACUCGACGCUAUAUGCUGAAAUCAAAAACGCGGACGAGCUCUGGAAGACGGAGAUCACAGUGUUCAUGCUGGCGUUGCUGUCGUCGCGCGAUCUGAAGGAGCGCAUGUCGGAGGAGGUGAGGAAGCAGGUCGAGGAAAGGUUGAGGAGCGAUCUGGAGGAUGAGACUAUCAAGGCCGAGGUGGCCAUGGUCAGGAGACAGCUGGAGAGUCUGACGGAUUGUUCGCUCGAGGAGGGGAGCUGCUCGAGGCCAGCUGGAACAUGUUGUGGCGCGAAGAGCUGCAAGUGAUGGAUAUCGUUGAUUUUGUACCAAUAGUGAUGGAUUGAUCGCGUAGGAUUGCAGAAUGUAUGUACUUGGACUAUGAUACGUGCUCGUAGCCCUCAUGCAAGUCCAAUAGUGAUUCCGUAUUGAGACAUUAAUUUCAACUGGCAGAGGAGGUACUGCUAUCGACG
Molecule: messenger RNA, 1725 nt
Organism: Tricharina praecox
Lineage: Eukaryota; Fungi; Ascomycota; Pezizomycetes; Pezizales; Pyronemataceae
Product: Phytochelatin synthase-domain-containing protein
Exons: 4
Coding region: 131-1561 (476 amino acids)
Biological process (GO): cellular detoxification of cadmium ion; phytochelatin biosynthetic process; detoxification of copper ion
Molecular function (GO): metal ion binding; glutathione gamma-glutamylcysteinyltransferase activity
Source: RefSeq, a predicted model, not a curated record